UCUGGCCACACUGCCUUCGGUGCAUUUCUGGCACCUCUGUACUGUAUGCCAGUCAUCUGUAUUUAUCGAAAAGUGUGGUGAAUAAAACAAAUUCAAACGUACAUUUAAAAUACUAAAAUUAAGAUUGAAUGAAAUGGAAAAACAAGUGCUAUUAAAAAAUAAGUGAAAAUCGAAGCUAUAAUUUAUUACAAUCGAUAAAGUUUCAUUUUGAAACAAGCAGUAAUUCGUUGGAAUUAUAUAGAGAUCUUCAAACGUACUUUUUUUCUAACCUUUUACAAGUAUAUGCUCAAAAUGUUUAUUAAUGCGGUUACGUGCAGUUUAAGACUAAAUUCUUCGAGAAAAAGUAUUAAAAAAUCGGUUUUGUUAAUUCGUAAUAUUAAUAACUUUCAAUAUCCAAUUCCAAGGAAUUUUACAAAGUUUUCUUAUGGAAAAGAAACACGUGAAGUGAAUUACCCAUUUUUGUCAUUUUUCAUCCCAGCUUGUUUCGUUCUAAGCUUCAUCGAUUGGGAAGGUUUGAGAGGAAAGUAUUUGUCUACCGUUUAUGCAGCAGAGAUUGUUGCUGAAGACACACGUGGUAAUAAUGAAGACUUGGUUCGUGGACAAGAAGAAGAACAAAGUAAAAAGAAGGCAAAAGAAAAAAUCGGCUUUCGAGAUAGAAAGAUAAUAGAAUAUGAAAAUCGAAUGAGGCAUUAUUCCACACCUGACAAAGUAUUUCGAUAUUUUGCUACUCUACAAGUGACCAACAACGACAUUCAUGAAAUCUUCAUGACACCUGACGACUUCCUGAGAUCCAUAACGCCUGGUGUUAAACAGCCAGAUGGUCUUGGAUUGGAUAAAUACAAACGCUACGAUCCAAAGAAUAUUCAUACGAAAUUAGAAUUGGCUCUGGACGAGGACAGUAUUUUCUAUAAACUUGGAAGCGCUGGACUAAUCACUUUCUCUGAUUAUAUAUUCCUACUCACUGUAUUAUCCACGUCAAGAAGACAUUUUGAAAUUGCCUUCAGAAUGUUUGAUUUUAACGGUGAUGGCGACGUAGACUCCGAAGAAUUUGGAAAAGUCGCUACCUUAAUUCGACAGCAAACUAGUAUCGGCAGUCGGCAUCGCGAUCAUGUUGCUACUGGUAACAUGUUCAAGGGUGUUAAUUCUGCAUUAACUACGUAUUUCUUCGGGUCAAGCAUGAAAGGAAAGCUUACUAUUGAGAAAUUCCUUGAAUUUCAAGAGCAGUUACAGAAAGAAAUACUCAGCUUGGAGUUUGAGAGAAGAAAUCCCGAUGACAAUGGUAGAAUAACUGAAGUAGACUUCACAGAAUUAUUAUUGGCUUAUGCUGGGUAUCCUGACAAGAAAAAGACAAAAAUAUUAAAAACCAUAAAGAAACGUUUCAAGGAGAGUCCAAAAGGAAUAAGCAAGGACGAAUAUCUCAAGUUCUUCCAUUUUUUAAACAAUAUUAACGAUGUAGACACUGCAUUGACGUUUUAUCAUAUCGCAGGAGCGUCAAUCGAUCAAGCUACACUGAAGCAUGUGGCGAAAACUGUGGCUCACGUUGACUUAACGGAUCAUGUUAUACAAGUGGUUUACACGAUUUUUGAUGAGAACAUGGAUGGUCAGUUAAGUAACAAAGAAUUUGUUGCUGUAAUGAAAAACAGAGUUUUGCGAGGAUUAGAGAAGCCAAAGGACACAGGUUUUGUGAAAUUGAUCGAAUCAAUGGUGAAAUGCUUGAAAACCAGUUACACCAUGUCCUUUGAUAAUUAA
This is a messenger RNA of Colletes gigas, 1749 nucleotides long. It is a transcript of the gene MICU1, whose product is annotated as calcium uptake protein 1 homolog, mitochondrial. Lineage: Eukaryota; Metazoa; Arthropoda; Insecta; Hymenoptera; Colletidae. Gene Ontology annotation, molecular function: calcium ion binding. Gene Ontology annotation, biological process: mitochondrial calcium ion homeostasis; calcium import into the mitochondrion. The coding region runs from base 283 to 1749 and encodes 488 amino acids. The transcript is spliced from 11 exons. The record is from RefSeq and is a predicted model, not a curated record. Gene Ontology annotation, cellular component: uniplex complex.